Molecule: messenger RNA, 1708 nt
Organism: Schistosoma haematobium
Lineage: Eukaryota; Metazoa; Platyhelminthes; Trematoda; Strigeidida; Schistosomatidae
Product: 5'-AMP-activated protein kinase subunit gamma-1
Exons: 9
Coding region: 26-1087 (353 amino acids)
Source: RefSeq, a predicted model, not a curated record
AGAUCUCAGGGUCACCAGAUUUCCUAUGGACAAUAGUCCUCACACUGAAGGUCGCGUGCGCAACAAGAGCGUUAGCGGCGAAAAGUAUAUGGUUGUUUGGGACAAUUGUAAGGGUACUGAAUCACCAGCUACUUUUGUGCAUGUCGAAGAAUUAUCUGAUCCUGAUAAAGCUUAUAAAAUAUUUUUAAAAAAUCACACUUGUUAUGAUCUAAUUCCAUUGAGUGCCAAAUUAGUCGUGUUCGAUGUCACAUUGAAUGUAAAGAAAGCAUUUUUCGCUUUAGUUUACAAUGGUGUACGUGUAGCUAUAUUGUGGGAUUCCACUGAACAGAAACAUAUUGGCAUGUUGACUAUUACGGAUUUCAUACGCAUAUUACAUCGGUACUAUCGUUCACCAGAUCAACCAAUGACUGAAUUAGAAAAGCAUCAAAUUAAAACAUGGAGAGAACAAUUAACAGAAUAUCAACGUUCAUUAAUUUUCAUCACACCUGAAAGUACUUUAUUAGAUGCUGUACGUAUGUUACUCAGGCAUAAAGUUCAUCGUCUUCCUGUGAUUGAUCCAAUCAGUGGAAAUCCACUGCACAUAUUAACACAUAAACGUGUACUGAAAUAUUUACAUAUUCAUCUUUCUGAACUUCCCUAUCCUUCAUUUAUGUCGAAGAAACUAUGUGAUGUCAAUGUUGGCUCAAUGACAAAUGUAUGUGUAGUUAAUCAAAAUUGUCCUGUUCAUAAAGCUUUACAAUAUUUCAUUGAGUAUGGUGUCUCAGCGUUGCCUGUUGUCGAUCAAGAUGGUCAAUUAAUUGAUAUUUAUGCAAAAUUUGAUGUAAUUAAUUUGGCAGCUACACGAACCUAUCAAAAUUUGGACAUUAGUGUAUAUGAAGCUUUGGAUUAUCGACGUGGAAAAUUCCAAGGUGUUGCAACGUGUCAAUUAGACGAUACUUUGGAAGUGAUUGUGAAUAGAAUUGUCGACGCUGGUGUACAUCGUUUAGUAGUUGUUAAGGCUAACAAAGUAUUAGGUAUUGUUUCACUAUCAGAUAUUUUACGUUUUUUAAUUGCUGAACCAACUGUACAAAAGAUCAUUUCAAAUUAAUUCACAUAAAAAUGUAGUUGAACUUAGUUCUUCUUAUUAUUCGCUUCUCAUAAUGUAGACAUAAUAGAAUAAUCUUUCUUUCUUCUCGUUUCUUUGUGAAAUACACAGACAUACAUACACACACUUCUACAUCUAUCGGUAUAGCAACAUGUGUUCCCCUUUCGUCGAUUUUUUAAAAUAAUUUUCAAAUCUAGUCAUUUAAUAAAAAUAUUUAUCUGACUAGUUAAUUAAUUGAAUUAUGUUUAGUUUCCUGAUGUUUAUUUAUUCUUUUUUGGCGGGGGGGGGAACACAAAUCCUAUCAUCUUAAUAUAUAUAUUAUAUGUACACAUAUGAAUUACUGAUGUAUAUGCAUUUGUUGUAAUGAGGGGGGUGUAUGCAUGUUUUGUAGGUGUUAUAGCAUGCUCAACCUCUUUGAUUUUUUUUCUUUUUUCUUGUUGUUCUUGUUAUUGUAUGGUUUGAACCGAUGCUCCCUCUAUUUCAUUUGCUCUAAAUUUGUUUGUUUUUUCAAGUCAACUUUUAUUCAUUGUAAAUUACUUGUAAUUUCGAUUUUUGUCUUCCUUUUUCUUCUUGUUAACAAUACUACUUUAAUAAUAAUAAUAAUAAUAAUAAUAAUAAUAAUAA